GCGGAAGAGAAAUUUGUGUUGUUGUUUUAGGCAGGCGGUUAGGGUGUGGGUAUUACGCAGUGGAGAGGCACAUUUCAUUUGUCUGCAUUUCAGAGGAAGAUGUCCCAUUUCAAAAGGGCGGGUAAUGUGGACAGUCUGGCGGGCUUUCGAACCCCAAAGCCAGAGGCAGCUGUUCCCUACGGGCUGCUAAAGGCAGCCAGGAAAAGCGGCCAGCUCAACCUGUCCGGCCGAGGCUUGACUGAAGUCCCUCAGAAUGUGUAUCGGCUUAACAUUGAUGACCCAGCGGAAGCCCAGGAGAACGUAUCGUUUAGAGGAUCAGAUCGCUGGUGGGAACAGACCGACCUCACCAAACUUCUGCUGUCGUCCAAUCAACUAACACAGCUGUCUGAAGACAUCAAACUCUUACCUGCACUAACUAUACUGGAUCUCCAUGACAACCAGCUGAGCAGUUUACCCAGCGCUCUUGGAGAGCUGCAGGAGCUUCAGCAGCUGCGACUAAGCCAUAAUAAGCUGUCAUCGCUGCCAACAGAGGUGUGUUCCCUAAACAACCUUCGUUCCCUCACACUUCAGCAGAAUCUCCUGGAAACUGUGCCAGAGGAAAUAGGAGAGCUGGGGAACCUGACAGAGCUGGAUCUGUCCAACAACCUUCUGAAGCAUCUGCCCUGCAGUGUUGGCCGUCUCUCAGCUCUGAGGAAAAUCUCCCUUUGUCACAACAAGCUGAGCAGUCUGCCUGACGGCCUGGGCCAGCUGGCAAACGUGAAGCUCCUGGACUGCAGCCACAAUCAGCUGACUAACGUUCCUGUCAGCCUGGCCGGGAUGCUGGCUCUGGAGCAGCUCUACCUGCAACACAACAAGUUGCGCCGGCUGCCACAGCUGCCUGCUCCUGCUCUCCGGGAAGUGUUUGCUGGGAACAACCAGGUGGAGCUGCUGGAGGCCGAGCAGCUGUCCUGUCUCUCUGCUGUGACUCUUCUAGAACUGAGAGACAACAAGAUCAGAAAUCUUCCUGAAGAACUCGCGCUGCUGCUCACUCUGACCCGGCUGGACCUCUCUAACAAUGACAUCAGCACUCUUCCCGCCUCUCUGAGCCUGCUGCCCAAUCUGAAGGUGUUGCUGCUGGAGGGAAACCCUCUCCGUGGAAUCAGGAGGGAACUUCUGGCUAAAGGAACCAGUGACCUUCUGAAAUAUCUAAGAGGAAGAAUUAAAGAGGAGGCUGAGGGAGCGGCUGGGCCCACUGCCAUGACGUUACCUUCUGAAGGUCUGGUCAACACGCACAACAUCAAAACUCUGAAGAUGUUGGAGUACAUUGACAAGCAGGCAGCCAGUGUUCCAGACGAGGUGUUUGAUGCUGCAGCACAUCAGGCCAUCACCUCUGUUAACUUCAGCAGGAACCAGCUGACAGCUUUCCCACCCCGACUGCUGGAGCUCCACUCCUCGCUAUCGGAUAUCAACCUGGGCUUUAACAGACUGAGCUGCUGUUCUGCUGACAUCUGCUCCCUCCAGAAGCUCACACACAUUGACCUCAGGAACAACCAGCUGACUGAUUUACCCUCUGAAAUGAAGAACCUUUCCAAACUACGAUGCAUUGUGCUAAACCACAACAGGUUCAGCUCCUUCCCUGAAGCUCUGUAUCAGAUUGUAACCUUGGAGACAGUGAUGCUGGGGAACAACCAGGUGGGUGGGGUAGAUCCCAGCCGUCUGAUGCAGCUGCUCAGUCUGUCCACCCUGGAUCUGUCCAACAACGACCUGCUCAACGUCCCUCCUGAACUGGGCUUGUGUACCAGUCUCAGAUGCCUGAGUCUGGAAGGGAAUCCUUUCCGCACGCCCAGAGCAGCCAUUGUUGCCAAGGGAACGAAUGCAGUGUUGGAGUACCUGCGCAGCCGCAUCCCUACAUGAGGCAUAAACUCACCUGAUGGUUCAGCAAAAAGGAUCAAGUUUUUUUUCUUUUUUUUCUUCAACAUUUAUCAAAUUUUUUUAAAGAUAUUUGUUGCCUACAUUUGGUGCUAAAAAUCCAGAGUUGUUUUUGUAAAACUGGAAUGUCCAAAACCUUCUAAGAAGUUAUUUCAGGAUAUAAAGAGCUCUCUCUUUUCAGCUGUUUUGUGGUGUUCUUAUGUAAACUCUUUAAUUAUCAUAGAACUUUAUGGGUUGAAAAUUUUAUGAAUGAAUAAACCUUUCUUAUUUGACAUGUCAAGUCUUGACAGCUCUGGUAAAAAUAGCAUACAAAACUAAAGACAAACCUAAUAAACACAUAGCAAGUAUAUACAUAUUUAUGCAUUUAAUCAUACCCUCAGCAGAUUGACGGAUGAUGAAGUAAUAAAUAUUACUUUAAAUCUC
Messenger RNA from Poecilia latipinna (sailfin molly), 2331 nucleotides. RefSeq names its product leucine rich repeat containing 40 (gene lrrc40). The coding region runs from base 100 to 1893 and encodes 597 amino acids. Gene Ontology annotation, molecular function: protein binding. Gene Ontology annotation, cellular component: cytoplasm. The record is from RefSeq and is a predicted model, not a curated record. The transcript has 15 exons. Lineage: Eukaryota; Metazoa; Chordata; Actinopteri; Cyprinodontiformes; Poeciliidae.